Mytilus californianus (California mussel) is the source of this 3970-nucleotide messenger RNA. RefSeq lists its product as uncharacterized. The record is from RefSeq and is a predicted model, not a curated record. Lineage: Eukaryota; Metazoa; Mollusca; Bivalvia; Mytilida; Mytilidae. The coding region runs from base 681 to 1526 and encodes 281 amino acids. The transcript is spliced from 2 exons.
AAAGGACGAUACAAUGACUAUGUAGAACAAAAUUUGACAGGAGACAUUAUUAAAGAAUUAAUAAGUUUAUGUGGUGAUUUUAAGACUUAUAUAGAUUUUAGACCCUCGUAUAUCGAUCACAAUACUCAACAGAUACCAACAGAACGUUGUGUCACCGCUGAUCUGAUUUAAACCACCACGACAUACAUGGUUGAAUACGUUUACUUUUAUCUGUUCGUUUUCUUUCGUUUUUAAAUAGGAUUUUAGUUUGUUUUAAAUGAAUAUUAUAUCCCCGAAUUACAAACAAUCGCACAGUUUAAUGAUAAUAACUAGGUGAUCCUAAGUAUCUGUCAAAUCAUGACACUACGAGAUUUACCCACGUUCUUCGUACAUUUUAUGUAUGUGUAAGGUUGUGCAGUAAACGCAAUGCAACUCUAGUUUAUUCGUGCAUUCCAAAGCAACCUUGUAUACAACAUCGUUAGAGGAGAUUGUGAAAUUUAUUCGAAAUGGCCGAUUAAACCGUCACUCUGAGUGAUUACACUUCAAUAUGUAACAUCAGUACGUGUGCAAAAGUAGUUGACUCCGUACAAAUGUUGGUUCGUAUCACUCCAAAAAGAAUUAAUAAAAAUAAUCUUUUCAAAGGAAAAAUAACGCUUUAUAAGGGAUUUAAGACUUUAAUGAAAAACUGAUGAAAUACACUGAUGUACUACGGACAACAGAGACAUGUCAAAAGGUUAAGAGGGGAGAUAAUUGACGAAAACGUCAGAAACAAUAUGGUGCAAAGAAGGUUGUAUGAUGGUGCUAAGCGACAUCUACCGGUGAUAAGGCAAGGUAAAAGUCCAACCCAGUUGCCGCAAGAUGAAUAUUUGUCUUCCAUACCAAGCAAUGAAAUGUCAAACAGAGGACAUGAAAUCUUUAUGGCAAGUAAAAAGGACGUUGCUCGACGGAAUUUGAUGGGAUAUCUAUAUUCUAGACAGCCAAAGAUCAAUCGCAGCAAUUCCUUCAUUGCAGGAGAAAAACCACCGGAGCCAGGAUUGCCUAGUGUCAAAUAUAAAAACACACCCAAGAAUUUUGAACGCCAGAAAACAUUAUUUUUGGAACAACGAAGACCAUCAUCGUUGAACAGCAAGAAAUCUAUUGACCCUGUUGAUAGGCGGACGUCAGCGGGCUCAGCUAGACCAAACAGCAAUAAAUUUAGUUUACCUGAAAUAAUGAGAGACAUUUACAGUUCGGCAGCAAAGCUAAAUAAUCCCGAAGAUGAAUAUGAAGAAAUGCCUUUCAGUGAAGACAAUCAUAUUGAUAUUGCUGAAAAUGUAACAUCACUGGACUUUCCAAAAUAUCACAAAUCCAUAAAGGUUUAUCCACCUAACCAUAGACCAAUUACUCCUGGGUUGAUAGACAAAUUAAAUAAAAUGAAAGUCAAUACAAGGAAUAGAACAGAACAUUGGAUCAGACAAAUACCGGAGGAGCAAAAGAGAUACAGCAACAACAACAAUAUAAGGGGUUCAGAUCAUCAAAGUCGUUGGAUUUAUACUGAUAAUUCGUAAUACAUGUAUCUCGAGACAAGAAAUAUUUCAACAUGAUGUCUUUUCUUUCUUUGAAAAAAAAACCUAAAUAAUUCGCCUUUCAUUCAACUAAUAUCCGAUUGUGCAAGCUACAGUUUUUUUAUUCUUGGAGAUUUAUCAUAAAUGUUCCACAGAUAAUGCAAAUAUUGUAUACGAUCAUAAUUGUCUCCUAAAUUUAUCCAUUUUAUAUUUUUGAAAAAUCAAUUUCCUUUGUAAUAAAAGUAUAAAAUAUUUAUAAGUGUAAAAUAUAUGAAAAUCUUUUAAUGGAGCUAUGCAAUUUCAUUAAAUUAUGUAUACUGAAGAAUUACAAGAGUAAUAUUUUAAUGGCAAUUCAGUUCAAAUAAAAAUUUUCCAUUUUGUUAAAACUUAAUAUCAGAACCGAAACUACAACUUGUUUUUAAGAAAUGGGACUUGUUCAUAUAAUUUUAAAAUUGAAAAUAACGGCGACAUACUGCAUAGAGUACCGUAUAGCGGGUUAUUUUCGCGGGUGUAAAAUUUCGCGAUUUUCAUUAAAAAAAGUAUACGAAAUAUUUUGGCGGUUAUUGUUUUGGCGGAUUCAAAACUUUUAUCAAUACAUUUACAUGUACACUUUUAAAUUGGCUGAAUUUAUUUUUGCGAUUUUGUUCCAUCCGCGAAAAUAAGCGAAAAUUUACACCCCGCGAAAAUAACCCGCUAUACGGUAAUUCAUCAGUUUUGUCUUCUGUUGGUGUAUUAUUUAAAUUUGUUCGACAUGAACCUUCAAGAUGAUAAUGACUGAUAAAUUCUUAAAACACUUCUCUUUUUUCUCAAGCCUUUUUUCAUAUAAGCACAUAAGUCAUGUGUUUGCAAACGUAUGAUAUUUUAGUGUAAUAUCAAUUUAACAUAGUGAGUGCUAAACACAUCUGUACUGAACAAAAAGUUUAUAAACUUCAGAUUUGUGAAUGCAACAUCAAUUUGUUAAUAAUAAAUAUCUAAUUUUGUUAAAGUAUACAUUUGCUUCCGUUUUCAUUUCAAUCACGUGACAUCUCCGAAGUUUGUAAUUGUCUUGUAAAUGUAACCAGAACCCAAACACUAUGCUGAUCACAUUAAGAGAUCGUGACAUUGUACUGUCAAUGCUGACAUUUGAUUGAUGCCCGAUCAAUAAUAUUUCAUAAUUUGUCAACAUUUCAUGGAUUCAUUUCUUUUUUAUUUAAAUUAUUUAUAAAUAAGAAAGUAAAAAAGAGAAAGUAUUCUGAUCACAUCUUUUUCGUUUCACAAUGAUCAAUAAUUUAAGUUUUUAAACGACUGUCAUUAGCUUUUAGAAAUUGUAUUUUUUGUUCGUAUAUUGUUUUAUAUUUGAGAAUAAAAGAAAAGCACUGUCGUAUAAUAUUUAAAUAGCAAAGAAAAAUGAUUAUAAAUAAUAAGAAAAAAAAAUAACGUCUCAAAAAUUUAUGGUAGAAAUUUGUUACAUUCACACUAAAAAAAAUGUAAUGUUUAUAGCACCAAUAACAAAGCUGACGCAGAUAUAAAUACAAAGCCACAAAAACUCAAAAUACGACAAUAUUUGAUAUUUUUACGAGUCCUCUUCAAAUUGUAAUGAUAGUUGUCCAUACAUGUCUUUUUUAUAAUGACACCAACGGCGGGAAAUAUUUUUAUUCUGUCGCCCUUUUAUUAUGCUCUAUGCAGUUUUGUAUUCAUGUGAUGCACUGUUACCAAAGAGUUAAUGUCAUACGGUGUCACUUCAAUUUUUGUUGAAGUGCUAGGAAAAAGACAUUUUUCGUUUUUUGCCUGUUAAUGGACAUUAUAUUUUUCUGACUUUUGUGAAACAAUUUUCUUUUGCGUAAAACCAAUGUUACACUUGAAUUUUGACAGUUUCAUUAAGUCUAUCAGUCAUUACGGGCUUACUUAUAUAAUGUAAUGAAGUGAACGGCCAACUCCGAAUAUAACAAAACACGUUUUUUUAAAAGGGCACAUGAAAACGGAUUUAAAUGAGUUUGAGUUGUUGACUUGCAAGCCAAAAAUACAUCAGCGAAAUUUUGUGUUUAUUUUGAAAAAAAUACUAAUAGGGAAAUUUCAUUUCAAAAUUCAGCUUUUUCAAAUGUUUUAAACAAAAUGAAUUAUAUCUUAAUGUUUUGAUUUAAUCAGGAAAUUGUUUGAAUGAGGCUCAAAAAUUAAUAUAUUAAUUUGAAGUAGAUUUAAUCAAUUAUAUUUUUGUACUAGCUAAAUUUCUUUUUAAAUGAAUGUCAAAUCAUGCAAGUGAUUGCUUCAAGAGGCACUUUCUUUUUGAACAAUAAAAAUCGACUUAUCUACUGUAACAAACUUAUUUUGAAAGUGUAGAUUAUUUUAAGUUACAUGCUAAUGUUACCUAUUGUUUCCAUUAUGUUAAAUUAUCAUUGUUGUUAAUCAAUCCUAAAUAAUGUAUUAUGUUUUGUUUAUUUAAAAUGAAAAAUAAAAUGUUACCAAGUGCA